AUGUCGAGCCCAAUCCGCCCCUCCAGUCCCGCCCGCACCUCCGUCCUUCUCUCUAACCUGGCCUCCGUGACCGCCCGCGUCAACGCCGCCGCCGCCAAACGCACCGCCGACCCCUCCCCCUCCUCCCCCCCACGCCUCAUCGCCGUCUCCAAACUCAAACCCGCCGCCGACAUCCUCUCCCUCCACCAACCCCCCACUGCCCACCAUCACUUCGGUGAGAACUACCUCCAAGAGCUGACCGAGAAAUCUCGUCUCCUGCCCCCCACCAUCAAAUGGCACUUCAUCGGCGGUCUGCAAUCCAACAAAUGCGUCACCCUUGCCCGGGAUGUUCGCGGCCUCUGGGCCGUCGAGAGUGUCGAUUCCCAGAAGAAGGCCUCCUUGCUGGAUAAGGGCUGGGGCGAGCGGUCUGACGAGGUCCGCGCCACCAACCAUGAGGAGCGCCUGCGGGUCUUCGUCCAGGUGAAUACCUCGGGCGAGGAGAAUAAGUCGGGCGUGGAGCCCGGUAGCGAUGCCGUCGCGUUGUGUCGCUUCAUUCGGGACCAGUGUCCCCGGUUGCGCUUGCAGGGGCUCAUGACCAUUGGGGCUAUUGCGCGGUCCAAGGCCACCGCCCCCGACAAGGAGAAUGAGGAUUUCGUCUGUCUGAGGGAGACGAGGGAUCGCGUCGUGGCCGAGUUGGGCCUCGUCGGAGAGGACGCGCGCUUGGAAUUGAGCAUGGGCAUGAGUGAGGACUUUGAGGGGGCCAUUGCCCUCGGCAGUGAUGAGGUGCGUGUCGGAACUACCAUCUUUGGGGACCGCCCGCCCAAGGAUCAGGCCAGGGUCAUCUGA
Aspergillus ibericus CBS 121593 is the source of this 825-nucleotide messenger RNA. Its product is annotated as YggS family pyridoxal phosphate enzyme. Lineage: Eukaryota; Fungi; Ascomycota; Eurotiomycetes; Eurotiales; Aspergillaceae. The transcript has a single exon. Bases 1 to 825 code for a protein of 274 amino acids. Gene Ontology annotation, molecular function: pyridoxal phosphate binding. The record is from RefSeq and is a predicted model, not a curated record. Gene Ontology annotation, cellular component: intracellular anatomical structure.